Molecule: messenger RNA, 576 nt
Organism: Zymoseptoria tritici IPO323
Lineage: Eukaryota; Fungi; Ascomycota; Dothideomycetes; Mycosphaerellales; Mycosphaerellaceae
Exons: 3
Coding region: 1-576 (191 amino acids)
Source: RefSeq, a predicted model, not a curated record
AUGUUGUUGGAUCCAUCAGCCACAUACCGGACAGCGAGGUUUCCGCUUGUAGUAAGCCUAUUUGUCGAGUGUGCCCUGUCUGUCGUAGAGAAUUCCCUUCGUCUUUCCCGAGACGCUUUGGAAGGCAGUUGGGAGCCCACGCUCAAGGUUUGGACUGCUCCGCUGAGCGAGGUACGGCGCAGAAGUCUGCGGAAGGCUGGAUCCUUGAUGGAUGUGGUCCGCGUGAUAACCAAUCGAGCCAUACGGUACGGCGCUGGAGCCGCUGGUGCAGUUCAACAUCCGAUCGUUGGGAGUGUAAGGCUGGAAGUCGAGGUUUGGGCGGAGGUUGCCGGCAAAGGCUUUCUGAAGAUCGAGUUGAUCGCGGAGGACAACGAGACUGUCGGGAGAUCUGUCCGUUGCGUAUGCAUCGGCGGAGAAAAACGAAGAAAGCAACGGGGAGGGCACGACUCUCGUGAAGACGUGGCAAUGUCCUUCUUCAUGCCUCUCCUCCUCACUGUCGUCUUCAUCCCGCGGUUUGGGGGGUUAAAUCGGGUGGAGGAGGGAGCAAUGGGUGGUGCUGCGGCGAAGGUUGGGUGA